Emericellopsis cladophorae is the source of this 1365-nucleotide messenger RNA. RefSeq lists its product as uncharacterized. The coding region runs from base 1 to 1365 and encodes 454 amino acids. The record is from RefSeq and is a predicted model, not a curated record. Gene Ontology annotation, molecular function: 1-alkyl-2-acetylglycerophosphocholine esterase activity. The transcript is spliced from 3 exons. Lineage: Eukaryota; Fungi; Ascomycota; Sordariomycetes; Hypocreales; Bionectriaceae.
AUGGGCGCCGCCUCCCUCCUCCCCACGCAGCCCCCUCUACCCGUCUUCACCGUCGUCCCCGUCACCAUCCCCUACCCCGACCGCCCCGUCGACCUCCAGCUGCGCGUCUCGGCCCCGGUACUCCCCUCUGACACGGAGUCGCGACCCCUCCCCAUUGUCAUCCUCUCCCACGGCAUGGGCCGCAGCAACUGGCUCAACUCGCUCGCUGGCUACGAGCCCCUCACCCACUACUGGGCCUCGCAGGGCUUCGUCGUCCUCCUACCCACCCACCUCGCUGCCGUCAGCCUGGGUCUGCCCCCGCCCGCUGCUGACAAUGGCAUGUUCUGGCAGGAUCGCCCCGUCGAGAUCAGCUUCCUCAUCGACCACCUCGACACCCUCGAAAAUCUUGUCCCUCAGCUCCGCGGCCGCCUGGACAAGGCCAACAUCGCUCUUGCCGGCCACUCCCUCGGCGGCUUCACGGCCAGUCUCCUCCUCGGCGCGACGAAUACGUCCCCCAUCACGGGCACCACCGUCCGCGCCCACGACCCGCGCAUCAAGGCGGGCGUCGUCCUCGGCGGCACGGGCCACGGGGGCGCCAGCCUGUCAGACAAGGGACGUACCAUGGUUCCCUUUUACCACGUCGACUUUGGCACCAUGCGGACGCCCGCGCUCAUCAUGGCCGGCGACGCGGAUCUGAGCCCCCAUCUCACCGACAGGGGACCCGACUGGCACUGGGACGGCUACACCCACGCACCCGGUCCCAAGGACCUGUUCAAGGUCCGUGGUGGUGGGCAUGGCUUUGGCGGCGUGGCGGGCUGGUCGGCGGCCGAGACGGAUGACGAGAGUCCCGAGCGUCUGGCUAUUGUGCAGCGCGUCUCCUCUGCGUAUCUGCGUACCGCGCUGUAUGGCGACGACGCGUGGGCGCGGACGCUGCAGGUCGUCGAGGGGCAUCCGGCGCUGGGCGCGACAGAGAGCAACCCCCUCGUCACUGUCCGCCCUCAGCUGCGCAUCUGCCCAACGAGACCCUUGGCCCUCUCGAGGCGCGUCUUGACCUCGGCCUGGUCCGACGUGCCCAUCAUGUCGAGCCGAGGGGCGGCGCUGUCAUCAUGCGACGAUGAGCCCACCCAUCGAGCGUUGGAGGACGACCGCCGCGACCGACGUUGCAAAUCUGCCGCUGGCGUUCGGUGCUCUCCUGCGCCGAUGCCGACUGGAGCUCGAUACUAUGCGCGCGGCUUGCCGUCUCCGCCACGGGCUGUGGGUCGCGGGACGGCCCGUGGCGCCGCGCCCGCUCCAUCAACGAGGCGCCAGGAGAACGAGGCCCAUCGGUCGGCCUCGCAUGGUUUCGCCGUCUCCUCUAUUCUCCAGCCUCUGCUCGCCGCCAACUAG